CCCCAAAACACUUUUCCCUUGUAUUUGUUGUGUUGUCGUCAAAGAUUCACAGGGGAUCACAAAGGUCUUCCUAAUCUUAACGGUUAUAAGAACAUUUAAAAAAUAUAGGCCUUUAUCUCAGUAUAUCAUUAAAUUCUGUAAAGAAAACUAAAUCAAAUUGUUAAAGAUUAUGUAAAAUGAGCGAUCACUCAUUUUACACAAACUUCCUGCUGUUAUUGUGUUCACUGUUUGGGUUCAUUGUCAGUUGUUCUCUACUGUUGGUAUGCACUGAAUAAAAUGGAAAUGUCCAUAAAAUAUGUUGCCGAGUUAGGGGUAAUCAGUGAACUAAAUAAAAGGGUCCCUUAAGGAUAGGCUUGGGAACCACUGCUUUAGCCUGAAAUAUAUUAGCCCUACACACUCAAGCAUCUCCAGGAAGUGGAUUCUACUUCCUGUUGUUUUGGUUGUCUUGGUCCCAGCGUGCCUCACUGACAGGCCAAAGAAAAGAUUAAAAGAAAACAGAAAAUAGGCAGGAGAGUAGUGGAACUAAACACACCUCCUUUAUAACAUGCACUGACCAGGCAUAUGAGCUAAAAGACAUUUCACACACACAGACACACACACACUCACACACACACACAUACAUUUACUAUCAUUGUUUGUGAAUCACAGGAGAAGAUUAGCAGCAUGUCAGCCUGAAACCAUUGCAUUGUUGAAAAAGUUAAUGUCUCAAGCCUGUUGCUGCUGUCCCACCAGGCAGCAUGAGUGUGUAGACAGAGUGUGUGUGUGUGUGUGCAGUGAUGACCUGAAUCACCACUUUUCACACCUGGAAAAAAAAGAACAAACUAAAGGGAGCAAGGGCGAUAGAAAUAGUUGGUACAAGGACAAAAACAGGAGAUGAUACAAAAGGCUGAUAAAAAGAAGGAAGAUGAGGCCAGUGCAGAAUCAGAGUUUAUCAGCCCUGGAUCCAGAAGUUGAAAUGAACUGGGAGCAUGACUGGGAGCAUGGAGCCGAGCAGCCGGCACAGUGGCACCAGUGGGACUGGGCCUCAGAGCAGAUUCCUGCUGUAUUGAGUCCCACCUACAAGCAGCGGAAUGAGGACUUCAGGAAGCUUUUCAAGCAGCUGCCUGACACUGAGCGCCUCAUUGUGGACUAUUCCUGUGCCCUGCAGCGGGACAUCCUCCUGCAGGGACGCCUCUACCUCUCAGAGAACUGGAUUUGUUUCUACAGUAACAUAUUCCGAUGGGAAACCCUGCUGAUGGUUCGAUUGAAGGACAUCUGCUCCAUGACCAAGGAAAAGACAGCCCGCCUCAUUCCCAACGCAAUCCAGCUGUGCACUGACAAUGAGAAGCACUUUUUGACCUCAUUUGGGGCGAGGGACCGGACGUACAUGAUGAUGUUCAGACUGUGGCAGAAUGCUCUCCUGGAGAAGCCUUUAUGUCCGAAAGAGCUGUGGCACUUUGUCCACCAGUGUUACGGUAACGAACUUGGCCUGACCAGUGAUGAUGAGGACUAUGUCCCUCCUGAUGAGGACUUCAACACCAUGGGGUACUGUGAAGAACUGCCCGUCGAGGAAAACAACGAGCACAACGACACCAGCAACACCGCCAAGAACACUGAAGCCAAGCCAGAUGUCAGCCCCCUCCUGCCCCACAAAGUCUUCCCUAACAACGCCACGCUGGAGCUACCCAGCGCCGAUUCUUCAGUCCCUCAGUAUGACCUGCCCCCUGUUGAGGAUGUACCCAGCCCUCUCCCUGAUGCAGACCUCCUGACCCUCCCCAUGCCUGAGAACCGCAGCAGCCAGCCCAGCAGCCACGCCCCUUCACCGUCACUGGACCUCAACGACAACGAGGACCUGCCCACCGAGCUCAGCGACUCAUCCGAGACGCACAACGAAGGCGAGGUGCAGGCCUUCCACGAGGACCUGAGUGGCAGGCAAUACAUCAACGGGGUGUACAAGUUUGGUGUGGACAAGAUGUAUGACUUACUAUUCACUGAGUCUAAGUUCAUGAGAGACUUCCGGGCGCAGAGGAGGUUCUCAGAUGUGGUGUAUCACCCAUGGAGGAAAGAGCAGGAUGGUAACCAGACAAGAGAGAUCAUGUACACCAUUGCCCUGAAUAAUCCUCUCGCUCCCAAGACAGCUACAGUCACUGAGACACAGACUCUAUACAGGGCGAGCCAGGAGAAUGAGUGCUACAUUAUUGACGCAGAGGUUAUCGCCCAUGAUGUGCCCUACCACGACUACUUCUACACUCUCAACCGCUACAUGCUCACCAGAGCGGCCAAGAACAAGUGUCGUCUUAGGGUGUCAACAGAGCUUCGUUACAGGAAGCAGCCGUGGGGGCUUGUGAAGGGCUUCAUUGAGAGGAACUUCUGGAGUGGCCUGGAUGAGUACUUCAGACACUUAGAGCUGGAGCUGAAUAAGUUGGAUGUGGUGUCAGUGGAACCUCACAGACAGUCACCAAAGACCAAAGCUCUGAGGACAGGCACCAGCCGGAGGAGGAAACAGACACUGAGAACGCCGGGGAACAUGGACGAGUGCUUGAGCCCCGUCACCACGCCUGAGGAUGAGGAGGACAUCGGGUGUAUCAAAUUUGUGGCAGGUUCCACACAGACCAGACAUGUACCCGAUGCUCCAGGAGGCCUUGCACUUUACAACUUCUCCAAACUGCUGCUUCUUAUCAGCCUUGUCCUGAUAUUGCUGGUGGUUCUCAACGUAAUGUUGUUCUACAAGCUGUGGAUGCUGGAAUACACCACACAGAGUCUGACUGCAUCGCAUGGACUGAAACCACAAGAGGGAACUCCUCAGACCCAGCUGGAAUGGGUACAGCUCAUGGAUUCCCAGCAGCGUUACCAUGACGACGAGCUCCAGAAGUGGAAAGAGAUAAUCAAGUCAUCAGUGCUGCUGCUUGAUAAGCUAAGAGAGUCCCUUCUCAACCUUCAUAAAAGCAUUGGUGUCAGGGACCACAAUGAGUCAGAAAAAAGAAGAAAUCAGUAUCACUGAUCAGAGUCAGAGCUUUUCAGAAAAAGAACCCUGAACCUCAAGUGACCUCCCCAAACUGCAGUAGGUGAGAGAGUGCACUACCACACCACAGUGUGUCCUGCAGAGACUACAUCAUUUGCAGGACUUGUCUGUAGCUUUACGUCUGUCUCGUUCAUCCACAUUCCUCCUCUCCAAAGCCCAACGACCCAAAGCAUGAUGCUUCUUCUAGCUUCUGAUAUUUUUCCAAGUGAAAAUCCAUAUUGAAAUUAUAUGCACAUUCACUUUCAGAGGUGCAAAAAUACACAUAUUUUCUUUCCCUUCAAGGAGCUCCAUCAGCUGCUGUAGUACUUUGUUUUUUUACCUUUAGAACUAGGAAACAGACAGACACUUUAAUAAAUCCACAGUUUGCAGUAUUUCAAGUUCAUCAAGUUUGCCCAGCAGAAAUAUGAGGAAUUAAACUGUAACAGCAUACGUUUUGUGUGUGUGUGUGUGUGUGUGUGUGUGUGUGUGUGUGUGUGUGUGUGUGUGUGUGUCGGUGUGAGUGUUUUUCAGACGUAUAUGGCAGUCAGGGCUAACUUUACCAGGCAUAUUUGGCAGAUCAGGGCUGGCUUCCCUGAGACCUUAUGCCAGACUUUUGUGAUUCUAUGUUGUAUGUUUAUGUUGUCUGCGACAUAAAAUGUUCUGAACUGUGGCUGCAGCGCUGCUCUGCAGGUUUGAUUUACUGUUAUGUUGAUAAGGAGGUUUUGAUUUGCAAGCAGAGAGAAUGUAUGGAAAGAAAACAAGAGUGCUCAUUCAAAGUGGAACGGCUCCAGGUUUUCUAAUGAGUUGCCAAGGGAAUAAAAAAAUGUUCUGUUCACAGCCAACCAUUAUGUCAUUCCAGUGUUUUAGUGAUUUACCCUGACACAUCGCACUGCUUAAUCACUGCCAAGGCUCUAAUGUCAAUAACGUUACCCUAUUUUGAAAUCCUUUUUAAGCCAUUUCUGUGCAUCAAUUCAUGUGUGACUGUCAUGUAUACAUACUGUGGGCCAACAGCUCAGCCAUGAAGUAGGCUCAAUGUCAGAUGCAGUGAAAUUAAAUAUGUGCUAGCUUUCUGCUCUGGUACUGUAGGAUCUUUAAAUCACUCAUGUUCUUUGGUUUGAUUUUACAAAAUUUUGUCAGAGCUGGUCUGCCAGAGAUAAUCUCACUGGUUUGAGCUGGAGCUCAGUGGGCAGAGACAGAGAGCCACAGUUCAUUAGAGUACAGGUUACAGUAGUUAAAAGGCAGCCUCAAAGAGAAAAACAAGUUGCUUAAAGUAAAAGAAAAGACACUGACUUCAUACUAAUGGUAUUCAUUAGCUGGCAUGGUCAACGACUAGCUCAGUGAGUCAGACAUGAUUCUGUCACUUUGUGGUGAAUAUACAUCUGGAGAUUAUAAGUAGUACGGUCUAGAUCUGAAAAGUGUCCUGAAAAAACUUUUGUUAUCAAUUUGCGCUAUACAAAUAAAAUUGAAUUGAAAUUGAAUUAAGACAACCAGUGUAAAUGUUGGUUACUCGAAGCUGCAGUAGGCAAUUUUUAUAAAAAUAUUUUUGUCAUAUUGGCUGAAACUUUCUCUAUAUACUAACAGUAGUACAUAAAACAGAUAAUCUGUGAAAAUUCAAAAUCAGGUUCCUCUGGCUCCUCCUAGUGCUCUUAAUGGAAUUUUCAUUGAAAUCCACUGGGCCUAAAUGAAAACAAUCAAUCAGAGCCAAGAAUGCUAGCUGAUUAUUAAGGUUCAUUCCCAGAGAGUCAAACAGAGACACUUUGGGAUCCUAGGAAUGAGUGUUUCCAGGGAGCAGGUUUAACAAACUCUGAAUCUAGGGUUAGGAGGGUUAGAUUCAGAGUUUGUUAAAUCAGAGUUGUUUGAUCAACUCUGAACAUGUAAAAUAAUAAACCCUCACAUCAAAAACAGCCAUGAACAAAGGAGCUCCAAUACUACAAUUCACCAUGGCAAUGACUAAAAGGGCAGAGCGUGAUGCACUGCCUUCCUAUCGGAGUGCACAGCUAGCUUAAUGCUGAGAAAACAGCACUGAAAAUGUCCUUGUUAAAAUGGAUAAAAAGCACCAAAAGAAUUUAGUUAAUAGUAUAUGGUUGGGGUUCUGUUGUGGGUAGGGGGGUCUGUUGAUCACAUACUUGACUGAACUGUUAAAGUCUUGCAAAAACCCUGUAAUGCCAUGUUUGCCUUUUUUUUCCCUUAUACUUUUCCAACUUAUUAAAAUAUUUUCUGAUGCGAGGACGAAAGCCAAACUAUUGAAAUGUGUGACAAAUGUUGAAAUUUUAAACAAAAUCAAGUGAAGUGCCACUGAAUCCUUUAAGACCUUUACCAUAUGAGUAUUUUGUGUCUGAAAUAUAGUGAAUGGCUGUUAAUCAAUGUUAUUUGCAUUUAUUUUAAUGGUGUUAUAGAGAAGAAACCAGCAACGUGAAAAGGCGUCACUGUUACUGUCUCCCAUAAGAUGUCGUUGGCUGGAGUACUGGGUAGACAGCACAAAUCAUUUUAAAUGAUGAACAAUCUUGGUUAUACAUUAGCUGUAACUAUAAUCUGAAACCACAUCUGCAUAAGAACACAAUUCUGAACACAAUCAGCCCUGUUAAAGGCCUGAUGAGCGGGACACCAACUGUGUUCAAAAUAAAUAAUGUGGGCGCCUGGUUAGCUCACCUGGUUGAGCUGGUGACCAUGUACCGAGUCCUUUCUGCAGCAGCCCAGGGUUUGAAUCUGACCUGUGGGCCUUUGCUGCAUGUCAUCUUCUCUCUCUACCACCCUUUCCUGUCUAUCUUCAGCUGUCGCUAUCAAUUAAAGGCAAUAAAUAAUAAAAAAUAAUAAUAAUAAUAAUAUGACAUUAAGUGCAAUGCAAAUUCAAUUUGACUAUUCCAAUCAUUAAAGUGAUCAGUGGAGAGAAAAUAGUGUAUAUAUUAUAUACACGUUUUAUAAGAUUUACUAAUGUAAAUAAGGCUUUGUGAAGUGGACAAAAUUUCACAUUUCUUUGCAGUGAUAGACACUGGUGUUGUGAGAACACUAGAGCAAGUACUCGGCUAAAACAAGUAUCUGGUACAGAUAAUGUAAUGAGUAAGAGUAUCAAAGUAAAAUGUGUCAAUAUCCAUAUUAAUAAGUAUGGGAACUGAGAAACAAAAAACUGUAAAUAGUUAUAUUACUCUUGCAAUCCAAAACAUUGCUCUGAAGCUCAAUUCUGAUAAACCCAUAUCAAUUUCAGGCUUAAACCUAGUCCAGACCACAGCCGGUUUAAUGGUAAAUGGUAAAUGGACCUGUACUUGUAUAGCGCCUUUCUAGUCUUCUGACCACUCAAAGCGCUUUUACACUACAAGCCACAUUCACCCUUUCACACACAUUUACUCAGUGAUGGCAAAGCCCAUCGAACAGAAACUAGCACAUUCAUGCACAUACACAUACCGAUGCAUGGCAUCAGAAACAAUUUGGAGUUCAGUAUCUUGCUCAAGCAUGCUUUGACGUGUGGCACCAGGAGCUGGGGAUUGAACUAACAACCUUCCAAUUAGGGGAUGACCUGUUCUGCCUCUGCACCACGGCCGCCCGCUUUAAGGACCACUCAUGUCAGAUUUAAGCGCCACCAUUCUGAGUACAGAUACAAAUCUGGAUAAUUUAGUUAGUUGAACAACAGAUAAUAGUGUUCUUGCUGAUCCUUAGAAAACACAUUUGUGCAUUUGACUGUCAAUACUGUGGAUGUUUUAAGAGAACUUCACUUCAAGAGUAGCUGUAAUAUUAAUUAGCCAGUGGAAGCAGUGAUUGGUGGAAGCAAGAGUAGAUCUUUUCAGUCCUUGCAGUAGUGCAAAAGAAUAUGUGGGUUUAAGUGUGUGGGUACAUAAAUUGAGACCAUUAAAUGUACAACACCAAUUCACUGCCAUUGCCAUUUUCUUCCACGUCCACAAAACCUAAUUUACAUUAUUAUCAUAUAAAGCAGAUGUAAAUUACAUAAAUUAAUUAUUUGCGUAUUCUCCAUAGUUUUCUAGGUCAUUGUUAAAACAAUUCAAAAACAGAUGUUGAGAUAAUGUAAUUUUAUUUUAAAUCCUAACUGUCAGUGGAAUCUCCAGUAUAAUACCACUGAAGCCACGUGGCUCCUCUACUGUAUAUGAAAUGCAUGGCUAUCCUGUUAAUGCUAGAGAUCAAUCAAACAUCAUGCAUCCAUAUUAAAAAUAAUAAUUUAUUUUAAAGUGUGAGUGUGAAAACACUGUACACAAGCCUAAAAAGUAGACUGAUAUUCAGUUUAAUGCAGUUUGAAGUUUCACAGUGUGGCUUAUAUGUGGUAGUAGGAAGUGACAAGUCUGUGUUUGGUCAAGUUUCCAUGACAAUCCCCAAAAUGUACCUUCAGCAUCAUCUCUCUCACACACACAAACAAACACCUGCAGUAUUUCUUUCAUCUGGCCUUCAUACAGCUCACUUCGUAGUGUACUGUUGUGUUGUAUACUCCUGUGUGUGCUUAGAAUACCUGACCUGUCUUUGGAAACCUUUUUUGAUCUGAAUAUAUGAAUCUAAACUAUACAGAUAUGAUAACAUUAUGUAUAUUGUUGUGUAGUUAUGGUGCAGAUUAUAGAGCUCAAACCACGCUGGCAGUGGAUUGAGGAAGAAAAAGGGAAACAUUGUACAGACAAAGGAAUGAAUAAAGGUUUUGAAAAAAAAUAUGUGACUUUUGACUGUGUCAUUUGUACACUUCUACAGAGAUAACAGAGGCUUAGUCACUAGUAGCUGGUAAGGUGCAACUGUAAAGCAGGUUCCUUUUCCGAUAUUGUUCUGAUAGUAUAAGUUGAAAAGUUACAAAAAAUGCAUUUCACA
This is a messenger RNA of Dicentrarchus labrax (European seabass), 7774 nucleotides long. Its product is annotated as protein Aster-B-like. The transcript is spliced from 17 exons. Gene Ontology annotation, biological process: intracellular sterol transport. NCBI's taxonomy places the organism in Eukaryota, Metazoa, Chordata, Actinopteri, Moronidae. The record is from RefSeq and is a predicted model, not a curated record. Gene Ontology annotation, molecular function: sterol transfer activity; sterol binding. Bases 905 to 2980 code for a protein of 691 amino acids. Gene Ontology annotation, cellular component: plasma membrane; endoplasmic reticulum-plasma membrane contact site; endoplasmic reticulum membrane.